Messenger RNA from Ornithodoros turicata, 3511 nucleotides. It is a transcript of the gene Prp5, whose product is annotated as probable ATP-dependent RNA helicase DDX46. Gene Ontology annotation, molecular function: ATP binding; RNA helicase activity; RNA binding. The record is from RefSeq and is a predicted model, not a curated record. The coding region runs from base 223 to 3405 and encodes 1060 amino acids. The transcript has a single exon. Lineage: Eukaryota; Metazoa; Arthropoda; Arachnida; Ixodida; Argasidae.
CAGAGUCCCGCAGAAACAAUAUGGCGCCUAUCAUCGUAGUUUUGUAAACUGGCGUUAAUGUGAGUGUAUUUUCGUGACAAAGGUUAAGAGCGAAAUAGACAAUUUCCCGACGAUAUGUGUUCCAUAUAGCCUCCGUAACUACUUUGUGAGCAAGUUUCUGCGAUAUUGACUUCUGUGCAUCUCGGCAGAGUCCUGCGUGUAAACAGUAAACAACGCGUUACCAUGGGCCGUGACCGAGACAGGUACCGGAAACGGUCGCUUUCACGAAGCCCUUCAAGUUCACCCGAAAGAGACAAGCGUAGAAGGAAUCGGUCAAGGAGCAGAGACCGCAGGGACCGAAGAAGUGUCGAUAGGUACCGUCGAUCUAGAUCGAGGGACCGCAGACGUAGCCGAUCGAGGGAACGGUACCGAAGGUCUAGAAGUCGCGGGAGAAGGUCUCGCUCACGCACCCCAAGGCGCAGAUCGCGGUCACGUGAUCGCAGAUCCAGGUCGCGGGACCGCAGAUCUAGAUCACGGGACCGCAGGUCUCGAAGCCGUGACCGACGAUCAAAAAGUAGAGAUAAGGAAAACAAAGAGAAGGUGGAGGAGAAAAAUGAGCCAGCGAAUAAGGUUGAAGAAGAAAGUAAGGCACUCGACAACUCCUUGGACAAGGACAGCCGCCAGCAACAGCUUGAUCUGGAGAUGCAGCGUAGAAGAGAGCGGAUCGAAAAGUGGAGAUUGGAGCGCAAGAAGGCAGAAGGAAGUAGCAUGAAUGUGAUACUACCGGUACCCACCAAAAAGUGGAGCUUAGAAGAUGACGACGAUGAAGAAUCGGGUCCGCCACAACCAAAGGAAGAACCCGAAGUCAAGGUAGAACCUGAGGCUGAGGACGAGGUCGACCCACUGGAUGCCUACAUGAUGGACAUUCAGAAAGAGGUUAAACAACUUAAAACUAAGGCGUUCAAGAGCGAUGGUAUGGAAAGCAAUGAAAAAUCUAGUAAGGUGACAGUGGUUAUGGGUGUAGCAAAAAAGAAAGACAACAAAAAGAAAGGAGAGCUUAUGGAACAGAAUGUAGAUGCUCUGGAAUAUUCGUCGGAAGAAGAGAAGGACGAUCUCCAGUCUGCCAUGUCAAGUCUGCAGUCAAACAAGGCCAAGAAACCAGCAACAGUUUCCAUAGAAGACAUUUCGUACGCUCCUUUCCGCAAAGACUUCUACGUCGAAGUGCCUGAGCUUGCCAAGAUGACAGCCGGAGAAGUUGAAACGCUGCGUGCUGAGCUUGAAGGUAUUAAGGUGAAGGGAAAGGGUUGCCCAAAGCCAAUAAAAAAUUGGGCUCAAUGCGGAGUCAGUAAGAAAGUUCUCGAACUGCUCAAAAAGCACGGUUACGAAAAGCCGACCCCAAUCCAGAUGCAGGCGAUUCCUGCCGUCAUGUCUGGGAGAGACAUUAUUGGUAUUGCCAAAACCGGUUCAGGAAAAACUCUAGCUUUUCUGCUUCCAAUGUUCCGACACAUCCUGGACCAGCCACCGCUCGAGGACGAUGACGGCCCAAUAGGUGUCAUCAUGACCCCAACACGUGAGCUCGCCAUGCAGAUCACCAAAGAGUGCAAGAAGUUCACAAAGUCGCUCUCACUGCGUGUGGUCUGCGUCUAUGGCGGCACCGGCAUUUCAGAGCAGAUUGCAGAGCUGAAACGUGGAGCAGAAAUCAUCGUCUGCACUCCUGGACGCAUGAUUGACAUGCUCGCCGCAAACAACGGAAGAGUCACUAACUUUCGUCGUACCACGUACGUGGUCCUUGACGAAGCCGAUCGCAUGUUUGACAUGGGCUUCGAACCACAGGUCAUGAGAAUCGUAGACGCUGUGCGUCCAGAUCGUCAGACAGUCAUGUUCUCCGCCACUUUCCCACGGCAAAUGGAGGCAUUGGCUCGUCGAGUCCUCAUGAAGCCCAUCGAAAUCCUCGUCGGAGGACGUAGCGUCGUCUGCAAAGACAUCGAACAAAACAUUGUUCUCCUCAAGGACGAAGAAAAAUUCUUUAAACUCCUCGAGCUUCUCGGGAACUACCAAGAGCAGGGAAGUGCCAUCGUGUUCGUCGACAAACAGGAACACGCAGAUGUUCUUCUUAAGGACCUUAUGCGUGCUUCGUACAAUGCUAUGGCUCUCCACGGUGGCAUCGACCAGUUUGACCGCGACUCCACAAUCUGCGACUUCAAAGCGGGAAAAGUUGGUGUCCUGAUCGCAACCUCUGUAGCUGCACGUGGUCUCGACGUGAGACACGUCAUUUUGGUUAUCAACUACGACUGUCCGAACCACUACGAGGACUAUGUACACAGAGUCGGUCGCACGGGGCGUGCUGGCAGUAAGGGGUACGCUUACACCUUCAUCACGGAGGAGCAGGGACGGUAUUCUCCAGACGUCAUCAAGGCUCUCGAACUGAGCGGCAACCCGAUUCCACCGGAGCUCCAGAAAUUGUUCGAUGACUACAAGGCACAACAGGAGUCUGAAGGGAAGAAGGUGAGAAGUAGCAGUGGCUUCACUGGCAAGGGCUUCAAGUUCGAUGAGGCCGAGGCUAACCUCAGAUCAGAGCGUAAAAAGUUCCAGAAAGCGGCGCUCGGCCUGCAGGACUCGGACGAAGAAGAUGCAGAAGCCGACAUCGACCGCGAGAUCGAAAAUAUGCUUGCCCCGAAGAAGCGGGUGAAAGACAUAAACCCGUCUGCUAUAGCAGUCCUAGCUCCAGGAGCAGUUCCGAGCGCCCCGGGUCAGAUUGGGGUGCCCAGGACUACGUCAGGAACUCCUGUAGCCGGUGCCAUGGGAACAGUGCAGGGCAUCCAGGCAUCCGGAACUUCGGUGUCCGAAAAGCUGGAAAUGGCCCGUAUGCUAGCGUGCAGGAUCAACAUGACGCGAACCUUCAGCACACCGUCCACACAAGUUGGACCUGACAUUCAGCCGUCAACGCAGCUAUCAACGGAGGCACUUCUUAAAGGCCAGUACCAACCGGAGCCUCCCGUGCAGAUAAUCUCUGCAAAGACGCUCGCGGAGCAGCGCGCUGAAAAGCUGAACACCAAGCUUAACUACCAGCCGAAGCUUGACGACGAAAAAGAGGACAUGCCACGUCCAGAAGCUUUUCAGAAGUUUGAGGAAGAACUGGAGAUCAACGAUUUCCCGCAGCAGGCAAGGUGGAAGGUGACCUCGAAGGAAGCCAUGGCUCAGAUCAGCGAAUACUCCGAGGCGGGUAUUACGGUACGCGGCACAUACUACCCGUCAGGGAAAGAACCGAAGGCAGGAGAUCGAAAGCUGUACCUCGCAAUUGAAAGCACAAACGAGCUCGCUGUUAGCAAAGCAAGAGCAGAAAUCAUACGACUUAUAAAGGAAGAGCUUGUCAAGUUACAACAUUCUUACCAACCUAUCAACAGAGGACGAUAUAAAGUGCUCUGAUCUGCGCACCAGUGAGCUCGUACACGUGAUAGGACUUUGGGUCGUUUUCGAGUGUAUAUUUGAUGCAAAAUAAAGAGGGGUGGUGCAUCCUUGCACGAUACAUACA